AUGCUGGAAGAGGUGACUAUAAUUAGCUGUUUCGCUGGGUCGGAGGAAGACGGCGCGCGCGCUGCUAUGACAGUCGAUUCGCUCUUGUCGGUGAUCUUCAGCAGCGCCGGCAGCACCAACACCACGGCCGCGGGCCCCGCUUUUGCCGCAGGGAGGAGCCAAGGCUCACGCAGCAGCGCCGGCAGCAACGACGGCAGCAGCAGCGGGGUUAGCGCACGAAACAGCAGCGCGGACAGCGGUAAGGGGAAGGGCGGCGGGGGUUCGGGGUUUACGCGGGAAUCGCGGGCGGUGCGCGUGCCGAUGCGACCGUUGGAGUUCGUGCAAGGCGUGCUGCCGCGCCUGCCGCGCUCACUGCAGCGCCUCGACCUCCACGCGAACCACUUCCUCUCUGCGGGCGCGUGCUUGGGGGGGAGCGACCCCGAGGGCGGGGGAGAGCCGGGGGGGGAGGAUUUGGGGGGAGGACACGCGGAAGCAGCAGCGCGGAGGCGGGAGGGAAGGGCGGGCGGAGAGGACGAGGAGCAGGCGGGAGAGGGCGCGGGUGAUGGUGCGUGUGAGCGUGCGCUGCCGUUACCCCAGCACGCCACUCCCCACGACUCCUUCCUCUACGCCGUCGCCUCCUCUCUCCCCGCACUCCGCGCUCUCGACCUCGACACGCCCUCUCGCCUCUCCCACGCCGCCGUGCUCCACCUGCCGCUCGCCCUGCCGCGCCUCACGAGCCUGUCGCUCUCUUCCAAUGCCAUCACAUGGCCCACUGUCUUCUCCCUGCUCGCCCUCGCGCCCUCGCUCCGCUGCCUCUCCCUCGUCUCCUCCGCACUCACCACUUCCCCCUCUCGCCCCCGCAGGCCCGCCGUCCCCUCCUCCGCCCCUCCAGGUCCUUCCACCCUUGACUCCUUCCCCUUCCCACGGCCCGCCCUUGCUGUGGGUGCUACUGCCGCAAUGGAUCCACUGAGCAGCACCACCAGCAGUAGCAAUCCGUCUGCCCUGCUGUCCGCCCUGCCAUGCACCCUCCCGGCGCUCUCCUCCCUGCGCCUCUACACGGCGCCGCAUCGCUCCGUGCAGUGGGACAUGAGCCCCGCACACUCCCUCCUGCGCGCCCUCCUCGCCCUCCCCGCUCCUCCCUCUGCCUCCACGCGCACCCCCAUGGCUCCCACCUCUUCUCCUGGCCCAGCCUCCGCAGCAACAGCGUGUGCACCAGACAGCGGUUCUGCUGCUGCCGCUGUCUGUGUGCCUAUCUCUAGCAGCACGGCCCUCGCAGCACAGCUGCCCGUGCUUGCAGCGACCGGCACAAGGUCCCCAGCAGCAGCAUAUGGGAGCACGGGGGGUUCGGGGCUCAUGGCACGCAUAGCAUCCAGAGCGGGCGCUGCUGGUGCGGGUGCUGCUGCCACUGGCGGGCCCCGGGGUGUCGGGUCAAUAGGAUCAGUGGGUGCAUGCUCCCUGCGCUCGCUGCACGCGCAGCACACCUUCAGUGCAUCCUGGCAGAGCAUAGGUGUGUGCUGCCACGGACUCACAGAGCUCGACCUCUCCUUCCCUCCGCGGCCCCACUCCCCCUCCACAUGGGGCGGAGCAGCAGCACAGGGAGGGCUAACAGGUAUAGAGGAGAUCGUGCUUUGUGGGACUCUCUCCAUGCUGCCUCACCUGCAGCGCCUCGCUCUGCCAAGCGCCAACGACCAGGUGCUCACUCACGUGGCCCGCUGCUGCCCCAACCUCUCCUCCCUCCUCGCGCAGCCGCACAUCCUCGCCACCUCCCCCGAUGCAAGCCUUCCUCGCUGCCCCCCUCAGCCGCAUGUGACAGACGACGGCGUGCGGGCGCUGGCACAUGGCUGCACGCGAUUGGUCCAUCUGAGCUUGGCAGGGUGUGUGCGUGUUGGGUCGGCAGUGCGGCAGCUGGCAUACCACUGCCAGCAGCUGCGAGUGCUGAGGCUGGAAGGCAGUGCUGUGGACGAUAAGGCUGUGCUGGGAGCACUCUUUGGUGGAGCCUGGAAGUGGCAUGCUGUUCAUCCCUCUUCUUCCUCUGCUGCUGCUGGUGCUGCUGCUAACGGGGCUGGUGGUGGUGCAAGUGGUGCUGCGAGUGUCUCUGGCGGCCGUGGUACCGGUGGCGUGGUGCAGCUGCUGCUUCCUAGGCUUGUGCUCCUGGACCUGUGGGGCUGUGCUGCUGUCACCUCUGAGUUGCUACUCGCCAUUCUGCAGGCAGCAAGGGAACUGGCGGCAGCAGCAGCAGAAGCAAGGAGCGGAAAGGAAGCAGGAGAGAAAGAAGUCUGUCCUCAAGGGAUCCAAAGGGAAUGGCAAGGGGGGGAUAAAGAAUAA
Closterium sp. Naga37s-1 is the source of this 2304-nucleotide messenger RNA. The record is from the annotation of a GenBank genome assembly. Lineage: Eukaryota; Viridiplantae; Streptophyta; Zygnematophyceae; Desmidiales; Closteriaceae.